Messenger RNA from Solanum pennellii, 597 nucleotides. RefSeq names its product putative lipid-transfer protein DIR1. The record is from RefSeq and is a predicted model, not a curated record. Gene Ontology annotation, molecular function: fatty acid binding. The transcript has a single exon. The coding region runs from base 64 to 378 and encodes 104 amino acids. Lineage: Eukaryota; Viridiplantae; Streptophyta; Magnoliopsida; Solanales; Solanaceae. Gene Ontology annotation, biological process: systemic acquired resistance.
UCACAAAAACCACACCACCAAAAAAAAGAAAAAGAAGACAAAAUUUGAAAUCGAUCGAUCAAUAUGGAAGCAAAGCAAAACUUGGUCAUAUUUGUUGCAACAUUGGUUAUAGUUGCAGCCAUUGGAAUUGAAAUGGCCAGUGCAGAUUCCUUGUGUGGUUUAACAAUAAAUGAUUUAAUGACAUGUAAGUCAGCAGUAUCUGGGCCCAAACCAUUGCCACCAUCUGAUAAAUGUUGUGCUGCUUUAACCAAAGCAGAUUUGCCUUGCCUUUGCACUUUCAAGAAUAGUCCAAUGUUGUCUACUUUCAAGAUUAAUUCAACUCUUGCUAUGGAUCUUCCAUCUAAAUGCAAACUUGAUUCACCUAAUUGCUCCGCUUAAUUUCUUAAUUAUUAAGGUGAAUUCAAGAUUUGAAGAUUCGUAUCGUACCUCCUGAGUUUUAAUUUGUUGUUGUUUGAAUUUUUAAGUGUUGUGGUUCCUAUUGUCAUGUGCUUUGUUUUAUUAUAUUACUUUUAUGGCAAGAGUUUAUGUUGAUCAACUUUAUGUGGUUGAUCUUAUUAGUUAUUUUAAUAAAGUUUGACGUUUUGUUUGUUGAGGUGA